CAGAUAUUAGCGAAGAUGUCGCUGAAUCCAAGUCGACCUUCCUCUUCAGAGUUGGUGGAACUUCAUGUUUUUUAUGUCCCUGAAGGAUCAUGGAACUAUAAAUUAAAUACCAUUUCUAUAGAAGUUGUUAACAAAUUCAUUUCAGCUGGAUUUAUAAGAGUAUCUCCUCAACUUACUUUACAAGCCCUGAGGGAGCGUCUUGGUGAGUUCCUUGGUGAAGAUGCUGUUGCAGAAAAAUUCUUAUUUCUGAAAUGCAUUGGAAAUAAUUUAGCUGUGGUGAAAGAAAAGCAAGAAUCAGAACUGAAACUCAAAUCAUUUGCUCCUCCAUAUGCUCUUCAACCAGAAUUAUAUUUGCUUCCUAUAAUGGACCAUUUAGGAAAUGUUUAUUCAGCAUCAUUAACAGUUACUUUAGAUGAGCAGCAGACUAAUAAUGGUGUCACUGAGGCUGAUGGAACAAUCCACAGACCAGUUAGUUUAACUUUGUCAAAGGAAGAACUUGGAAGAGAUCCCAGUUUGUUACAAAACACUUGGAAAGGGCUUCUUAACAAGAAUCAGGAAGAAGCUGGGGAAAAAGCCACUCCAAAGGAAAGCAAGGCUGCAAAAAAUCAAAUUGGAAAUUCUGAGUUUCCAGGAUCAUUGGAAGAUUCAAAUAAUGACUAUUUUAACAAAAAAAGUCAGUUUCCUUGGAAAAAUGAAGAUGAUGUAGCUAUCAGUAGAAAACAGGACAAUCAGACAGGUGAAAAACAGUACACCACCCUGCCAGAUCUUAUUGAUUUUCCUUCAUAUCCUUGUCAACCUGUUCUUCCUUCAGGAAUAACUGAUAUCCCUUUAUUACAGAUGGAAAGAGAGAAGAUUAUCCAACAAAUGAAACAAGUGAAGGAAGAAAGAAGAUAUCUGGAAAGAAUUAGAGAAGAACUAAUAAAAAAAGUUGAAAAGCUAUUUGAACAAAGCAAAUUGAAGCGAUAUCAGGCCUCUGAUGGUUGGAAGAAAAAAUACUUUGAAACAAAGAAAGUCACAGCAUCAUUGGAGGAGAUUUUAACAAAGCUUCGAGAAGAUUUGGAACUUUACUAUAAAAAAUUGCUCAUGCAACUGGAAGCCAGGGAGAUCAAGAUGAGACCUAAGAAUCUGGCAAACAUCACAGACUCUAAGAAUUAUUUAAUAAUCCAGAUUACUGAGGUACAGCAUGCAAUUGACCAACUUAAGAGAAAAUUGGAUACUGACAAAAUGAAACUCAUAAUAGAAAUUAAGAUGAGAAAACAAGCAGUUUCAGACUUACAAACAUUGAAAGCUGAACUGGCACAGAAGAAAAUUAAUACAUCUCUACGACCUCAAUUAGGGAGCAUUGGCUGCUGCAAUACAUUCUGACCAGACCUGACUUUGUUCAUCAUAAGACAUCACAAAGAGGAAGUCACAAGCAUCUGCAAUUCCAGUAUAAUUAUAGCACCUUCUGUCUAUGUUCUUUGGAGACCAAGCUACAUCAAAGGUUACCUGUGAAGAAAAACAUAUCAGUUUAUGUAACAUGAUCAAAUAUGCAUAUUUAUGUCAGAUUUUUUUUGAUUAUUUAUUUUCUUGCCUCAUACUACCCAAGAAAAAAGAACUGCUUACGGUAUAUGAAUGUAGGGCUCAAUACAUAUGGAACUAGAACAGUUCUAAGAAAUGUAUUUUUUGUCUAUAUUCAACUGACAAGGACAUAUAUUUGGACAUAUAAUGACCAGGAACGGGGCACUAUAUAGAAGACAACAGGUUUUAAAUGCAUAAGUCUUAAGAGGCUAGGCUGAUUGAAAGAAGUAUUAACAACAAUAGGGUAUGGUGGUGCUCCUGAGCAAGUGGAGAGUAAAGGCAUAAAAAAAAUUCAAAUAUAAAAGUUGUGAAAAAUAUUGUGCAGGCUAAAUGUGUCACCUAUUGGCACAACCUGACUGGGUUGUGAGUUUGUCUCCCUGAUUCACAGUUACAUUACAAGGCAGGUUUGGCCCAGUAUUGCAGUUAGAGAAUAAUGUUAUUUUAUGGUCCAUAGGUGUAGAUUAACCAGCUCAAACUGUCGAACAAAUCAUUUAAGUGAUCUUAUUUUAUGGAAAUAUUCAAAUAAAACUUGAGUAAUAGCUUUCAUUUUGAAUGGUGAGCCAGCCCUCAACAAGUCUCUUUAUCUGUUUAUUGCUUUAACCAAGUAUUAAUUAGCUUUAUGUUACUGGUGUACAAAUGUUCUAUAAAACUCAUUAAAGGUUGUUUUUUUCUUAAUUAGGCACCCAAUAAACACUUAUUAAUUACUUAAAAAUUGA
Lemur catta (Ring-tailed lemur) is the source of this 2276-nucleotide messenger RNA. It is a transcript of the gene SPATA1, whose product is annotated as spermatogenesis associated 1. NCBI's taxonomy places the organism in Eukaryota, Metazoa, Chordata, Mammalia, Primates, Lemuridae. The transcript has 13 exons. The record is from RefSeq and is a predicted model, not a curated record. Bases 16 to 1365 code for a protein of 449 amino acids.